Molecule: messenger RNA, 3199 nt
Organism: Leucoraja erinaceus (little skate)
Lineage: Eukaryota; Metazoa; Chordata; Chondrichthyes; Rajiformes; Rajidae
Gene: ttc4
Product: tetratricopeptide repeat domain 4
Exons: 10
Coding region: 27-1202 (391 amino acids)
Molecular function (GO): Hsp90 protein binding
Source: RefSeq, a predicted model, not a curated record
GACCAGUGGAUACAAUCAAAGAUACAAUGGCUUCCAGCACUGACCCCGAGGAGGAGGACGGCAUGGACGAGUUCCUCGAAAAGUUCAAGGGGAAGAUGUACAAAGAUGGCUUCACUGAGGACAACUGGGAGAAGGAGUUUGAUAAAAUUCCAAUGUUCAUGAAAAAGGCACCAGAAGACCUUGAUCCAAUGGAGCACCCAGAAGUUGCCUGCAUCCAGUCCAUGUUAUACGAUGAGAAUCAAUCUCCAGAAGAGCUUGCAAAAACAUACAAGAAUGAAGGAAACGAAUAUUUUAAGGAAAAGAAUUACAAGAGGGCAGUCGUCUCUUACACAGAGGGUCUGAGGAGGAAAUGCUCCGACACAGAGCUAACCGUCAUACUCUAUACAAACAGAGCUGCAGCACAAUUUUAUUUAGGUAAUAAUCGAUCAGCAUUAAAUGAUGUGAUUGCAGCUCGAAAAUUGAAACCAAAUCAUCUGAAAGCAAUAAUCAGAGGUGUCCUGUGCCACAUUGAACUGAAGGAUUCCAGCAGUGCAGUAUCAUGGUGUGAUGAGGGCCUCCAGAUUGAACCAAAAGAAAAACAACUCCUUGAACUGAGAGCCAAAACUGAUAAGCAGAAGCGGGUUGAAGAGCGUAAUCGAAGGAAGGCAACAUUGAGUGAUAAGAAGCAAAGGGUGCAAGCAGAGGCAUUACUGAAAGCCAUCCAGGAAAGAAAGAUCAAAUUAUUUGAGCCUCCAGAGCUGUCCAGUCAAAGCUCUGAUGAUGAAAAUGAUGGAAAGAAGGACAAUAACAUAGUAAGGACAUUGUUUAAUGGAGUGAAUGCUGAAAGUCAUGUAGUACACCUGGAUGAAAAUGGCAGCUUGCAUUGGCCUGUAUUGUUCCUAUAUCCUGAGCAUGAACAAAUGGACUUCAUCUCAGCCUUUCACGAAGAUACCCAGUUUAUUGAUCAUUUAUCAGAAAUGUUUGGUGAGCAAUUACCCCCAUGGGAUACAGAAAAAAAAUAUAAGCCAGCCAAUUUGGAGCUGUACUUUGAAGAUGAGCAGAUGGGGGAUCUUUUCCUGGUGGACCCAGUGUGUUCCCUGCGGCAGGUGUUGAGUCACCCCAGAUACGUUGUGAAGGCUGGCAAUCCAAGAAUCAUAAUUCUGGUCAGAGGUUCAUCGUUCUGUAAAGAAUUUUUAUCAGGAAAAAAUCUUCAAGAAAAUUAAAAUGUCUAUAUUUGUAUUUGAAUCCAAUCAAUACCAGUAACUGACUUCUGGAAGCUGAACAAAAAUGACUUUUUUUGUUGUUGUUGUGGGCAAGAGGGCAGGAGAGUGUUGGGGAAAGGAUCUGACUGCAACUCCAAUGCUAUCUUUUAUCAUUCUAAAAAUGUUGUAAAUGUUGGUUUUAAGUUAUAAGGUGUUGAGCCUUUUAAUAUCCAGCUGAUUCUAUGACAAGCACCAUGGACAUUUCUCUCAACAAUAACUUGGAAAUCAUAGUGUAGAUACUGGAAACCUGAAGUAAGAUGGCUGGAGCUACUGAGGUCAGCCAGCAUAUGAGGUGAGUGAGAAUUUAACUUUGAGAUCAUAACAGCAAAAGUGAGAAAGCAACUUAGAGGCUGGAGAGGGAUGAACAGAACAAUGGAGAUGUCUGAAUGAAAUUACCAAAGCAAUUCUCAUGUUUGCACUGUUGUUGAGAAAUUAAUUGGUUCAGUUGCAGAGAAGAAAACGAGCAUUAAAUCUGUGGGAUGUACACUGGCUGUAGCUGAAACAUGAACCCAAAAGGGUAAAAGAAACUUGGGCAGGUACACGUAUAGGAAAGGUCUAGAGGGGUAGGGGCCAAAUGCAGGCAAAUAGGACUAGCUUAGAUGAGGCAUCUUAGUCAGCAUGGAUGGAUUGGGACGAAGGAUUUGUGUCUGUACCGUGUGACUGAGAAAGUUGGAAAUGCGUUUACACAAUGCCUAAUACAUUUUUGAGGAGCAGUACCUCUUUCUUCCAUCUGGGUAUAAUCAUGCUAAAUGCAAUGAAUUUAAAAUUCUAUGAUGAAAGCCAAUGUGUUCUGUCUGUUCCACUCCUGUUGCAAGUCAUCCAUCUAUGACAUGGCUCCGUUUUUUGAUUACAUCAACACAGGAUGUCGGCAUGAUGCCCAGCCCUGCAUUUUAGAUUUUUACUCUCAUUUGUUUGUAUAUUCACUCGCUGUCCCUGAACCAGGCAAUCUCUAUAGUUCAUCAUCGUAUCUACUGUGGCCUCAGCCUAUGAGAGAUAUUUAUUUUGCCUACCAUACCCUUCCCCCUUCUCUUCCCAUGGUGUGGAAAAACAUGCACUGCCCUCUUUUGGGAUGGGAGUGAGGAAGAGAAAUACAUUUCUUCGUCACCAGUACUGCCAAGGGGCAUAAAAUCUUUGUGUUUUUUUUUUAAUCAACCUUAAAUUACCAUUAUUUGAUUACAAAAAUAACAUACUGCAGAUGGAAAUAGGCAUGAGGUCAAACAUUAGCUAGAGAGAAAAUCACCAUGUUAACCAAUUAGGAGAAGGAUACUGAAGAAGGGUUCUGACCCAAAACGUCACCUAUCCCUUUUCUCCAGAGACCAAAUGAGUUACUCCAGAAUUUUGUAUCUAUCUUUGGUAUAAGCCAGCAUCUGCAGUUGCUUCCUACACAUGUUAACGAUUCAGGUUGAUACUGAACUUCAUAUUAGAACAGUUCAGAAGUUAUACAUCUCAGUCAUCAGCAUACACUGACAAAAUUACAACACUUUAUGGUAAUGUCCUGGUGCAGUGAUGGGAAUUUUAAGGCACCUGCGCAUAUGACAAUAAAUAUGUCCACACUCUGCCGAGGCCCAGAUGGAUUUAUCACUGUUUGCUUACUGCCAUUAAACUCUGCCACAGAAGGUAGUUGAGGCCAGUUCAUUGGCUAUAUUUAAGAGGGAGUUAGAUGUGGCCCUUGUGGCUAAAGGGAUCAGGGGGUAUGGAGAGAAGGCAGGUACAGAAUACUGAGUUGGAUGAUCAGCCAUGAUCAUAUUGAAUGGCAGUGCAGGCUCGAAGGGCCGAAUGGCCUACUCCUGCACCUAUUUUCUAUGUUUCUAAAUUGUGGGGAAGGGAAUGAAAGACCCCAUGCAUACCCAUCAUGACACAUUACCCUGGCAAGCAACAAAGACAGAGCUGGCCAGAAGAACUACCUCAAUGAUCCCAGCUGGCCUAAGUAAUGCAAUAAAAUAUUCUGAGUUCAAAGA